Messenger RNA from Anopheles merus, 1518 nucleotides. RefSeq lists its product as uncharacterized. The transcript has 2 exons. The coding region runs from base 294 to 662 and encodes 122 amino acids. NCBI's taxonomy places the organism in Eukaryota, Metazoa, Arthropoda, Insecta, Diptera, Culicidae. The record is from RefSeq and is a predicted model, not a curated record.
CUGACUUUAACAAACAUUGAAGUGGCCGCUUCUGUAGAUGUGAUGUUUAAAGCUACGGCUAGAUGAUAGCUACUUGUAUGCGGCUACAAAUGACAGCUACCAAUUUCUUUUGUUCUUAAUGUCAAAUGUAGCUGCGGAAUGUAGCUAUCGUUUGGGAGCCCAGCUACGCUUGUUUGGUUUGCUGUCAUAUUACGCUUGUCAUCUAUGAUUGAUUUGUGUUUAUACUUGUAAAAGAUGAUUGGUUUGUGCUUUGCUCCAUAAGUUUUAUUGUUUAUUUUAAGAACAACGAUAAAAUGGAUCAAACUCAACUUCUACCAGCUAUUGCUUCUGAAGUGGCUACUUUAAUGAUGCUUCUUAUUGAAGAGGAGGAAGAAGAAAAUCAACAGGAAAUCGAAAGGCGCUGCUGGAUGACCGAUCUCUUCCUGGAGCGGGAAAGUGUAUGGAGCCGGUUGUUUCGGGCAAUUGACAGAGAAGGACCAAAUGGCCAGCUCAAUAGCUUUCUAAGGGUGAAUAAGGAAGAAUUUUACUAUUUGCUCUCACGGAUUGGUCCUAGAAUGACCAGGGACGUUAUAAGUUCCAGGGAAGACACUUACCGUCUAAUGCUACAGAAUGGCUCAAGAUCUCAAAAGUCUUUGAAGAAAAAUGGAAUUUUCCCCACGUAAUAGGGUCCAUUGAUGGAAAACAUGUGACGUUAAAACAGCCGGCAAAUACUGGAAGCCAAUUUUUCAACUACAAACAAAACUUUAGCAUCGUGCUGUUGGGUAUAGUGGACGCAAAUUGCAACUUUAUUUUUGCUGAUGUCGGUUGUCAAGAGCGUAUCUCAGAUGGAGGUGUCUUAGCAAACAGUGCUAUAUAUGAAAGGCUGGAGCGACGGGAGUUAAAUAUACCUGUUCCUGAAAUUUUGCACAUUCCCUACAAUAUCGAGGUGCCAUAUUUCUUUUUGGGUGAUCAAGCCUUUGCAUUUAAAGAAUAUUGCCUUCGACCUUUCAGCGGAAUGCAUGCAGCAAACUCAAUUGAACGUUUGUUCAAUUACAGACAUUCACGCGCUCGUCGAACAGUUGAAAACGGUUUUGGUAUUGAUGCAAAGGUGUGGAGAGUUUUGGCAAAACCAAUGGAAUUGGAACCAGAUGUAGCGGAAAAAGUUGUCCUUGCAACAAUACAUCUGCACAAUUUCAAACGCAGACAUCUACUUUGUAACUAUAAUUCAACACUUCUUGCACGCUCUAGAAAUACGGCAUCUACAUCUGAAGAAUCUAACGUUGAAUCCACUAUUUCAAUGUUACCUCUUCGACAUGUUGCUUUGAGACCGACUAGAGUGUUGCAAAACAUGCGAUUGCACUUGGCGCGGCAUUUGAAAUUAAACGAUCCACUUCCGUUUUCUCUACCACAGCCUCGUAGAAUAACUUAAUGUAAAAUUCAACCGGCAACCAUUACCAUUCUACAUACACACUUUUUUACUUACACUAUUUAGCGUUCGACGCGGAACAACUGUGUCGUGCAGAAACGACAUGGCUUCGU